Lipotes vexillifer (Yangtze River dolphin) is the source of this 534-nucleotide messenger RNA. It is a transcript of the gene PTHLH, whose product is annotated as parathyroid hormone like hormone. Gene Ontology annotation, molecular function: hormone activity. The record is from RefSeq and is a predicted model, not a curated record. Lineage: Eukaryota; Metazoa; Chordata; Mammalia; Artiodactyla; Lipotidae. Gene Ontology annotation, biological process: bone mineralization. Gene Ontology annotation, cellular component: extracellular region.
UCGGUGCCCUCCUGCGGGCGCUCGGUGGAGGAGCUCGGCCGCCGACUCAAAAGAGCUGUGUCUGAACACCAGCUUCUCCAUGACAAGGGGAAGUCCAUCCAAGAUUUACGGCGACGAUUCUUCCUUCACCAUCUGAUUGCGGAAAUCCACACAGCUGAAAUCAGAGCUACCUCGGAGGUGUCCCCCAACUCCAAGCCUGUUCCCAACACCAAGAACCACCCCGUCCGAUUUGGGUCUGACGAUGAGGGCAGAUACUUGACUCAGGAAACCAACAAGGUGGAGACGUACAAAGAGCAGCCACUGAAGACACCCGGCAAGAAAAAGAAAAGCAAGCCUGGAAAACGCAAGGAGCAGGAAAAGAAGAAGCGGCGAACUCGAUCGGCCUGGCUGAACUCGGGCGUGGCUGGGUGUUGGCUGGAAGGGGACCACCUGUCCGACAUCUCCGCGACAUCGCUGGAGCUCAAUUCACGUACAGCCCUUCUGUGGGGUUUAAAGAAAGAGGAAAGCAACACAAGAAUGCAUCAAAUGCAGUAA